Messenger RNA from Chaetomium strumarium, 1943 nucleotides. RefSeq lists its product as uncharacterized. Gene Ontology annotation, molecular function: oxidoreductase activity, acting on NAD(P)H, oxygen as acceptor. NCBI's taxonomy places the organism in Eukaryota, Fungi, Ascomycota, Sordariomycetes, Sordariales, Chaetomiaceae. The transcript has 6 exons. The coding region runs from base 368 to 1570 and encodes 400 amino acids. The record is from RefSeq and is a predicted model, not a curated record. Gene Ontology annotation, cellular component: intracellular anatomical structure.
CCGCCGAUCUCGCAGGUCGUGGUGCGAUUUUUUUCUCCCAGUCCGCUGCUCACUGUCCUCGUGACCGUCAUAUCUUUCUCUCCGCCUAAACUUCUGCAUUCCACCAGACCGGAAACGAGGAGUCUGGCCUUGAACAGCAUCCAGCUUUACCCCAUAAUUACCCCUGCUCACUCCACAUCAUGUUGAGGUCUAGAACCGAACCUUGACAUCCGCCGUGUCUUGAGGGAACCAUUAACACCGCACCACCCCCGCCAGGAAUUUGCAGACGAUAACCCUGCUAGACUUGUUAUUUCGAAAGGGAACUGUGUCUCUUUUUUUUUCCCCCUCUGCAUCUUGACCAUAAGGCUUCUGACGGCAAAGACGAGAAAUGUCACUCCAGCUCGGCCGCGUCCUGCGCACCGCGGCGGGGAGGCGGGGCCCCGCUUCCCGGAUACUCGGAAACGCUCCCGGCUCGGUCUCCACCGCCAUAGUGACAGCACCGGCUCGGCUCCGCGCAUCCGCCGGGUUCCACACCGUUCCGGCUGUUCGGCGGCAGGACCAGAACAGGACCACGGGGACAAAAUCAACGUCAAACAACAACAACAACAACAACAAGACGGAGAAGAAGGAAAAGAAGAAGAAGCCAACGGACGAAGAGAUUGCCGCGGUGGCCGGCUCGUAUGCGCGCACCGAUGACUCCAUCACGGUCGAGUACCCGCCGGACGAGCAGCUUCCCUCGUCCAAGCCCGUCGCCGGGGCCGGGCGCGCCGGUGCCCAUGUCUUCCCCACGCUGGCGAGCUUUUCGUUGCAGGGCAAGGUCGGGGUCGUUACCGGCGGAGCGAGGGGGUUGGGGUUGGUGAUGGGGCAGGGAAUGGUCAUCAGCGGCGCCGAUCUGGCCAUUGUCGACCUCAACAAAGAAGAAGCAGUCCGCCAGGCCGAGAACAUCGUCGAGACCUUCAAGCGUGACCACCCGGAUGCUAAGAAAAUUCCCAAGGUGACAGCCCACUACGCCGAUGUCUCAGACCCCGCCUCGGUCGACGCCUGCAUCGCUGAGAUUGUCGCCGCGCACGGCAAGAUCGACAACCUCGUGACCUCGGCCGGCUUCACCGAGAACUUUGAAGCCAUCAACUAUCCAAUCGACCGCAUGCGCAAGCUGUGGGGAGUCAACGUCGACGGGACCUAUCUAUUUGCUACGGCUGUUGCGAGACAUCUGAUGGCGCGCAACGCCAAGGGCAGCAUGGUCUUCAUCGGGAGCAUGAGCGGUGCCAUCGUGAACGUGCCUCAGCCGCAAGCCCCUUACAACGCAGCCAAAGCCGCCGUGAGACACCUCUGCGCCUCGCUGAGCGUGGAGUGGGCCAAAGCCGGCAUCCGGGUGAACUGCAUCUCGCCCGGUUACAUGCUUACGGCGCUAACCCAAAAGAUAUUGGACGACAAGCCGGACCUCAAGAGGCAAUGGACCUCCCUGAUCCCCCAAGGCCACAUGGGCUCGCCCGAGGAUCUCAUGGGUCCCGUGACAUUCCUCCUGUCGGACGCGUCGAGUUAUGUCACAGGCGCGGACCUGCGUGUUGACGGUGGAUACACCGUUACAUAAACACCCCUUCUUGGUCCUUUUUAGUUGCCUACAGGUAGCUAGUUGGAGGCGAAGGUGAGCCAUGUACGGGACACAGGGCGGGCUGGUAUUGGGAUGGUUUGACGUCAAGAAAGGAUGAUGAUCACGCUAAAUGCGAUGCAUUUUUUUGCUUUUUCGAAAUAGUAAUGUCUACCUACUUGUUGGUUGGAGACAGAGUAGACGAACCAGCGCAGUUCCAAGAUCUGUCUUUGGCCCUCUCCUUCUCUGGUAUCUGCUUGCUUAUCGUCGGCGUGCUUGGACUUGAACUUGGAGCCGCCACUUGGCUCGUGCCCAUCAAGGUUGUGUAACGACCUUGGAUGUUUGCCAGACGCCACCCCGAGAAAAAAGAAAGUAG